Molecule: messenger RNA, 3144 nt
Organism: Polychytrium aggregatum
Lineage: Eukaryota; Fungi; Chytridiomycota; Chytridiomycetes; Polychytriales
Product: male sterility protein-domain-containing protein
Exons: 11
Coding region: 1-3144 (1047 amino acids)
Source: RefSeq, a predicted model, not a curated record
AUGGAUCCUCUUGGUCCUUGGCUCCACCCCAUCGAGUUCCUCGUCAACACUGCUCGCGACGAGCCCAAUGCUCUUCUCAUCAACACAUAUGAGAGCUGGCGUGUCCGGUUCGACUACAGCUACCUCGAUGUGUGGAAGCGAGCGUGCUCGAUUGCACAGGGGCUCAAGACCCUCCCUGACUGGAAUCAAGUGGACCCCGAAGUCAUCGGGAUCUACUGCGAGGCCGAGGCCAACUGGGUGUUCUGUUCGCUUGCAGUGUGGAUCCUCGGAAAGAAGACGCUUUGCUUUGGUUUGAAUCUCCCUCCGGCUGCUCGCAAAGCCCUCUGCGAGAGACAUUCAAUCAAAUACAUCCUGCACCACCACACCAAGCCUGGACGCACAGAGGGUGCGAUCCUAAUCGAUGCUGCCACGUUCCCAGUCCUCAGCGACGCUCCAGCCCCUUCCCUCGAGAGCUGCGUCCAGCUUGAUGAGUUUGUGACCUAUGCGUGCACGUCCGGAACCACAGGAGUUCCAAAGUCCUUCAAAUAUUCCCACAAGGCCGUCACCGUCGUGCGAGCCGCUCUUGGUAUCGCUUACAUCGAGACCGGGCUUUGUCAGCUACCAUCGUUUGUCGCUACCUUGGCCACCUUUCUCGCAACCUUGAGUUUGAAGGGCUCGGUUUGGAUUCCAGAGCCCACACCCAAUACCGUAGACAAGGCCAAGAGCAUCAUCAAGAUGCUGGACGACGGGUUGAAGAAUAUCUACUUGACUCCCUCUUUCAUGAAAACAGUCAUCGGGGUCGCACUUUCUGUGACUUCGGACGCCAGGUGGGAGGAGGCAAAGAAGAUCGGACUUGGCUCCGAGCUCAUCCCGCCCAGCGUGCUCAAGAUGACUCGGCGUGCAUUCCCAAAUGCCGAGAUCGUGUCGAGUUAUGGAUCUAGCGAGACCGGUAUCCUCCAGGCAUUUUGCUACACCUCACUCCAGCCACACGACGAGGUUCCAGAGAAACUCAUCUACAAGCUGCCGCAUCCCCAAGUCCGAUGCCUCCUCUUUGACGAGGAGGGCAACGCCGUCGACCCAGGCGUCUCAAAGAGUGGUAUCCUUGUCUUUGCCGUCCACAAGGACCACCCUGUCAAGAACCACUUCAACUUUGUCACGGCCAACACCAAUGACAAGAUCGCUUCGUUUGGUUUCCUCGACGAUGGCUCGCCUCGUGUCUGCACCAUGGACUGGGUCGAGAUGGUGAGCGAGAAGACCUUCACUGUCGUCGGAAGAUUCGAUCAAAAGAUCAAGGUCAACGGCGUCUACGUCGACCUCAACGCCAUCGAGGAGCUUGUCUACGAACACCUCGGAAAGCAGUUCAAAGACUGUGUCUUCAUCCAAACCUCCGAGAAGAAGGUCGUGAUGCUCUACGUCCGCCAGAAGGAUGCGCCCCUCCAACAGUCAUCCGCAUUGGUGAUCCAAUGGGUUGAGGACCUCCUCACCGUCAAAAACAUGUCCAAGUUCCCGAUCCACAACUGCUUUGAAGUUCAAGAGUUCCCCUUCAACGACUCGGGCAAGCGCGACCUCAAGAAGCUCAAGCACAUCGCAGAGAAUGUCGAUCAGUACAGCCAUGCCGUCGAGUACCCCUUGGUCCCUCGCGACGACUCUAUCCAGUCACGAAUCGCCCUCAAAAUCUCGCAGCUCGGCAGCGAGAUUCUCGACAAUCCUGCUCUCGACGGCCGGGACUACUACAUAGCUGGUGUCGGAUUCGACUCGCUGAGCGUCACCCGUCUGGCCUUGGCGAUAAAGGAUGAAAUCCAUGUUGAGAUUUCGCCCAUGAUUCUGUUCUCUAAUGGCAUGACCCCCAGCGACAUCUCGCACAUCGCCUUAGACAUCAUCCACAACAAGCCGUUCCUGCCCCCGACCGUCGACCUGGCUCAGGAGGCCGCCAAGCUCGAUGAUGCGAGCGUGACAGCCGAUGGUCUGGAUCCAUUCAUUUUCCGAGAGCCCCGAGAUGUCCGUGGAGUGGUCGUCACCGGCGCCACGGGGUUUCUCGGAACAUUCCUAAAGUUCAACGUAGCCAACAGGUUCCCCAAUGCCACGAUCUACUGUGUCAUCAGAGCCGACGAUGAGCAGCACGCCCACCGCCGCAACUUUGAAAAGUCAAGCAUGUUCGUGAUUGCCUCCAGGAACAAUGGCAACCCGUGGUACGAUAUCGAGGAUCGAUUUGUAUCCAUUUGUGGUGACCUGUCGCUGGAUAAAUGGGGGCUUACCGACGAGCGAUGGAGCGACAUUUGCGAAAAGUCAGAUGUCAUCAUCCACUGCGGCGCAGAGGUUCAUUGGAUGUUCGACUACGAGCGACUCAAGGGCCCGAACGUCCUCGGCACGGCCACAGCGUUGCGACUUGCCACCACCCACCAUUUGAAAGCACUGCACUACAUCUCGACCAUCGGCACGGUCCCGAUGGCCAAGAAUGCCGACGAACCACUCGUCGAGAAGAUCCACUCCACAUGGAACAUCCCGGGCGGCUACGCACAGACCAAGUGGGUCGCCGAGCAGCUGAUCAACAAGGCUCGAUCGAGGGGAGUGCCUGCAACGAUCAUCCGACCAGCCAUCAUUGCUGGCGAUAGCACAUUCGGAGUGUGCAACGCCGACGACUACCUCUGGCGAUAUGUCAAAACUUGCAUCCAUAUCGGCAUCGCUCCCGUGCACGGGUCGCCGAUAACCAUCGCCAUGGAUCCAGUCGAUCGCGUGGCUGCAAUCAUUGCCGAGAUUGCCGGCUCGGAGAAGGCUCUGUCCAAGUUUGUGUUCCAUGUCAGCGAUCCGGAGCACAGCGUCAUCGGCGAAAAGCGGCUCUUUGACAUGGUCAAUGCAUACGGCUGGCCGAUCCUGUUCGAGUCUCGUGAGCAGUUCCGAAAUCUCCUCAGCGCCGAGCCCCUGCUCAAGACCAGCGUGGUGUUCCCGCUCAUGCACUUGAUGAUGAGCAUGGCCAUCAAGAUCGACAACACAAACACCAAAUCGAUCUAUCCUGCCGCGCCUCCCCCUGUCGAGCUCAUCGUUGGCAAGUGUCUGCUCAACCUCCAUCGCUGCCACUAUUUCCCAGAGCCCAAGCACCCCGCCGUCGAGCUCGAGGAUGAGUAUCCCGAAGUGAGCAUUUUCACUCGCACGGGUCGCACGGCCUGA